AUGUCGAAUAAACAACAAAUUCUCUUGCUCAAACCGGGUUUUAAUAAUUUCUCCAUUGAGCACGAUCUCCUAUUGCCAACUCCAUAUGAACUUAUUGUUGUCUCUGACGACACUGAUAUUCUCUCAUACAUUUCUAAUCCACUUGUCGUUGCUAUUAUCACUAGCAAUUCACCAAUAAAGGGUAAAACUAUUGAAUAUAUUACUCCUUCGUGUCGUGUGGUUAGUUCUUUCGGGGUUGGCUUCGAGAACAUCGAUGUCAAAGCAUGCCGUCAACGAAAUAUUACUGUCUGCUACGUACCGGAUUAUGGUACUAACGAGGUUGCUGAUCAUGCUGUUGCACUGCUCUUUGCUGCUCAUCGUCGUCUUUCAGUCUAUCAUCGAUCCAUAGUUGAUCAUAGAAUUUGGAAUCAUGAAAUUGCUGGUACUGAUUUGCAUAGUUUAAAUACACUGAAUUUGGGUGUUAUUGGUAUGGGUCGCAUCGGGACAUCUUUUGCUACUAAAAUGCGUCCUUUUGUUAAGCAAAUAUUUUCUUACGAUCCAAUUGUACCAUCGAGUUGUACGUCUAUCGACGAAAUCUAUGAUCAAUGUGAUAUUAUUUCAUUGCAUGUCCCUCUUACAUCUACCAAUCAGCAUUUGGUUUCAUCCGAUGCAUUCAAUCGUAUGAAAAAGCGGCCGAUAUUCAUCAAUGUGAGUCGUGGAGGUCUUGUUGAUACGAAAGCGUUAGUACAGGCGUUGAAAAACGAACAAAUAUCGUACGCUGCACUUGACGUACUGGAAGAUGAACCAGAAAUCGAUGCAGAACUCAUCAAGCUUGAUCGUAUUCAGCUCACACCCCAUGCAGCUUGGUUUACUCACGAAUCAGCAUCUUCUUUACGUACGAAAGCAAUACAAGAUAUCUUACGUGUUUUAAAAGGCGAACAACCACUAUUUCCAGUACCUAUGGAAGAAUAA
This is a messenger RNA of Rotaria socialis, 951 nucleotides long. NCBI's taxonomy places the organism in Eukaryota, Metazoa, Rotifera, Eurotatoria, Philodinida, Philodinidae. The record is from the annotation of a GenBank genome assembly.